This is a messenger RNA of Polyodon spathula (Mississippi paddlefish), 2446 nucleotides long. It is a transcript of the gene fyrd1, whose product is annotated as transforming growth factor beta regulator 1. The transcript has 16 exons. The record is from RefSeq and is a predicted model, not a curated record. Gene Ontology annotation, cellular component: nucleus. Gene Ontology annotation, biological process: regulation of cell cycle; regulation of DNA-templated transcription. NCBI's taxonomy places the organism in Eukaryota, Metazoa, Chordata, Actinopteri, Acipenseriformes, Polyodontidae. The coding region runs from base 209 to 1969 and encodes 586 amino acids.
AUAAACCAGAAAAGAAACACACGAAGGCCCCAGGUCUUGCGUGGAGCAAUCACUUUAGCUAUAAGCGAUUAAGCAACCUAAAGCCCCGGCCUUUCCUUAAAUCACUCUGCGGAGGAGAGAGCGUGGAUUCCCCGCAUACUUGAGCCUCCCCGGAAGCUCUGACUAACACUCCACCAGCAGCCAGACCCCCGGCACCCCCUUGUCCCCCAUGGACCCCCUGAACACCCUCUCGAACUUUGAGUCGGAGAUGGAGCCAGACGGGCAGGGCAGCUACUCCCUGUUCCCUGCGCUGGAUAACAUGAGCAGCCUGUCUGCAACGGCAGAGCCUCUGGAGAUUGAACCUGCCAGCGAUGUUACUGACAAGCCUAACCUCACCUGGCUGGAUGCUGCACAGAUUGUCUUAGAGGAAGCUGGCAGACCAAUGCACAUCAAAGAAAUCAAGCAGAGGAUAAUCGAUAGGGGCUUGGUGCAAUCAAACGCAAAAUCUAGUCUGGAGGCUGUCAUGUAUCGUGAGACACAGAAAGGAAGCAGGCGCUUCAAGAGGAUUGAGAACAGGAACGGAGUGUUUGCGCUGUUGACAGAUGAUGAGAGGCAGCAGGCUUUACGGGCCUUUACAGCCCAGCCGUUCCUAGCAACUCCUGCCCAGCCGCCCUUCUCCACCGCAGGCUCCGGGCCCCCCCUGCCCAGCUUCACCUCACCUCCAGGAGUCUCAGAGCCAAAGACCAGGGUGAAGAAGGUUCUGCGCAAGAGCCAGAACGAGAAGUACCGGCUGAAAUACCUUCGCCUGCGCAAGGCAGCCCGAGCCAUGAUCUUCGAGAAUGCAGCACUAUGUGAUGAAAUCGCCCACUUAGAAGAGAAGUUUGUCCGAGCUAAAGAGGAGCGAAGGUUCCUGCUGAAGAGUCUGCUGCAGCACCAGUCCCUGCCAGAGGGGGAGCUGCACUCUGCCCCCAGUAUAGGCGCCAGUGCCCCGGCUGCCUUCAGCUCGACUGGAGCGGGAAGUUCGAUUCUGGGGGUGCCUGCAGUGCUGGGCCCCAGCGCCCCAGGAGGAGAGGAGGGAGGGAGUAAGAAGUCCAAGAAAGACAGGAAGGACAGAGGGAGAGAGAAUGGGAAGGAGGAUGUGCUGAAGAAAGUCUCUAAAAAGAAGAAGAUGUUGGAGGGCGGGGCUCGGAAGCUGGUCCAGCCAAUCCCAUUGGAUGCCUCGGGGCGGCCUGUGUUCCCCAUAGUCUUGGGUGGGCUCACUGUGUACAGCUUGGGGGAGAUCAUCCCAGACCGGCCACACUUCCAUGAUGACACAGCCAUCUACCCUGUGGGGUUCUGCAGCACCCGGAUGUUCGCCAGCAUGAAGAGCUCCGAUCAGCAGUGUCUGUACACCUGCCAGAUCAAGGACAGAGGCACUGGGCCACAGUUUGAGAUUGUACCAGAAGAGGAUCCUCAGAAUGCUAUUGUUGCUUCUUCUGCCCUAACCUGCCAUGCCAACCUUUUCAAGGCCAUUGAAGCAAUGAGGGGUAAACCGCUAACAAACAUUGUGCCGUCAGGAGCAGAUUUCUUUGGCUUUUCCCACCCAACCAUCCAAAACUUGAUUCAGAGCUGUCCGGGGGCACGCAAAUGUGCGAAUUACCAGUGGGUCCGUUUUGAGGUGUGCCGUCCUGGAGACGGCCAGCUUCCGCACAGCCUCUCUGACGAUGAUGCGUCCAUCAAUUUCGAGGCCUUUCAGAAACAGCAGGAGGCCGGAGCAGACCACAGUGUGACAGGGCCGCUGUGCUCUGCCCUGGAACGCAUGCCGGUGAGCAGUGGAGUUCCCACGGUGAAGAGCAGCGAGGGAGAGGGCUUCAGUGCCUACCAGAUCCACUCUCCAGGCCACCCUCCCCAGCCUUCCAUCUCCUCCCAGCAGAGGACGCUGGGUCAGCAGCAACUGGUCUCUCCCGCACUCCAGCCUGCUGCCUCCACGUCACACUUCGGCAGCCCCUGAGCAGGGUCUCCAAGACCUGCAGCUGGUGACUCCCAGAAUCACAAGGAUCCGGGCGAGUUUGAAGAAAUACACCUGCCCUGGACUGGAUUUAUGUCCCAGUUAUGCUCAUUCUAUUGCAGGUGAAAGGUGUUGGGAGUCCCAGGAUUAUUUGUUAUUUAUACACAGGCAUGUGCUUUUGACAAGUGGAGUAUGCUACUUGGAACUUGGCUGCUGCUGUGAGGAUUCAUUUCACACAAGCCCAAAAUGAUUUUUUUCAAGAGCUUGACACCCUCUGAGAGGAUCUACUUCCAAACUGCUGUGCAUAAUCCCCCCAAAAUGGCAGUGGAUCGUCAUGGUAUUCCCCUUCUACUGCGCUACAACACUGCCAUCUGCAAGAAUUCCACUGAAUACAAGUAUUGAGUUUGUAAACGUCAGUGUAAACUGUACAUUUCCUUUGAGGUAAAAGUCUGGAUUUUCUUAAAGAAAAAUGUAAAAAGA